GUCAAGUAGUGGGUCGGGUGCCUUCGGUUGCCGGGAGCGGCACGCAAGCCGCGGACGGGAAGACCCGGGUGCCCAGGGCGCCGCGAUGCCGGUUUGUCAGUUCUUCCUUCAAGGCCGGUGCCGCUUCGGAGACCGCUGCUGGAACGAACAUCCCGGCGCCCGGGGCGUGCCCGGGACCCGGCAGCCGCCGCCGCAGCAGUCAGGUAAUAACAGGCGAGGGUGGAAUGCCACCAGCCAGAGAUAUUCCAGUGUUAUCCAGCCCUCUAGUUUCUCCAAGUCCACACCAUGGGGUGGCAGCAGAGAUCAAGACAAAUCAUCUUUCCAUGCUGGGGCUUCCACUAACAGUGGCUUUGGAUUGUCGCAGAACCCUUUUGCUUCACCUAGCUCUGAUGAGCAGAAGGAUGAAAAGAAACUUCUGGAAGGAAUUGUUAAAGAUAUGGAAGUUUGGGAAUCAUCAGGGCAAUGGAUGUUUUCUGUUUACUCACCAGUGAAAAAGAAACCUAAUAUUUCAGGUUUUACAGACAUUUCACCAGAAGAGUUGAGGCUUGAAUACCAUAACUUCUUAACCAGCAAUAACUUACAGAGUUAUCUAAACUCUGUUCAACAGUUAAUAAGUCAAUGGAAGAAUAGGAUAAAUGAACUGAAAAAUCUCAACAUGUCAACCAAAGUAGCUUUGCUCUCUUAUGUGAAGGAUGGAGUGAAUCACAUAACACCUACGUUUGGAUUUGGAAGUAAGCAAGCAGGGACAUUUGGGUCACCAGCUUUUCCAGUGAAUAACAGCAGCAGUGAUAACGUUCAGAAUUUUAGUUUUAAAACAAGCUCUGGGUUUGCCGCCGCUCCUUCUGGAAGUGCUUCUGUGUUUGGGAGUCGCCCAGCCUUUGGAGCUGGUCCCUCUUCUAACAUCUCUACCACCGCUCCAGCCUUCGGAUUUGGAAAACCCGAAGCUGCAUCUGCUGCUUUGUUUUCAUUUAAGAGCCCUGAAGCUUCCAGUUUUGGAUCUCCUGGGUUUUCAGGAUUUCCGGCUUCCUUGGCAGCAAGCCCUUUCGGACCUCCAGUAGCCCCAGCCUUCGGAAGCCACAGUUCUGCAGCUGGUUUUGGUAGUCCUGGCUCACAUUCUCAAACUACGUUUCCCAAGCCAUCAAAUGAUAUGUUUGGAGGUAACAGCAUGUCCACCUCUUUUCCAGUCUCAAAUGCCACCAUCACUACAGAUAAUGUACUGUUCACACCGAAGGAUCAGCUGACAGAAGGGGAACUAGAACAGUUUCAGUCCAAGAAAUUUACUUUGGGGAAAAUUCCAUUAAAGCCACCACCUAUGGAGCUUCUGAGUAUAUAAGAAGGUGGUUUAAAGACAAAAAAGACUGGCUCUAGCCAGGCGUGUGGUGCAUACUUAUGAUUUAAGAGAUUGAACAGGAGGAAUGCCACAAAUUCAAGACCAGCCUGGAUUACAUUAUAACAAUUAUCAGGGCUACAGAUGAGACCUUCAAAAAAAGAAAAAUUUGAGAUUUUUUUUAGAGAUUUUUUUUUUUUGUAGUGCUAAGGAUCUCACCAGAGCUUUACAUAUGCAAGCAGGGACUCUGCUUCUGAGCCAUACUCCCUCUCUAAAUAUAGCCUUUGAAGUUGUCUUGAAUGGUUCAUAAGAAAAAACAAAUGCAUGUGCACAUAUAUGUACAUAUAUUUAAGAGGCAUAUAAGCUUUCAAUAAUUUGGGGAAUUUUAAAGUUUACCUCUUUUUUUCUUAAGCCCAGCUAAAUAAAAUAUAAUCAAAAAGACUCAAAAAGCAAGGGAAACUUUUUAUACUGUAAUUUUGAUUGGAACUAAAAAUACUGUGUAUGGAAUAAAAUAAAUUUCUCAUUCUAUCCCAC
Messenger RNA from Nannospalax galili (Upper Galilee mountains blind mole rat), 1861 nucleotides. RefSeq names its product nucleoporin 42 (gene Nup42). Gene Ontology annotation, cellular component: nuclear envelope. Bases 86 to 1333 code for a protein of 415 amino acids. NCBI's taxonomy places the organism in Eukaryota, Metazoa, Chordata, Mammalia, Rodentia, Spalacidae. Gene Ontology annotation, molecular function: nuclear export signal receptor activity; metal ion binding. The record is from RefSeq and is a predicted model, not a curated record. The transcript has 7 exons.